This is a messenger RNA of Symbiodinium pilosum, 567 nucleotides long. NCBI's taxonomy places the organism in Eukaryota, Dinophyceae, Suessiales, Symbiodiniaceae. The record is from the annotation of a GenBank genome assembly.
GUGGUCAUUGAGGAGCUCUCCCCAAACGGGAAGUCUGCCUUCGACCACUCCAAGGACAAGGCAAAAGACUUGUCUUACUAUUACGCUCAUCAGCCGGAAGCAGAGAAGGGCUUCCCUGCCGAAGCAGUAGUCCGGCAGGACGAUCCGCUUUCGCGCGCAGAUGGACUGGGCCCAAAGGCCCUAGAUGAGCGGAAACCGGUGGAGUUUGACAACGUCAGGUGGGUGAACACCAUGUCUUACUCGGAUGACGGCAAGGUCGUCAAGGUUUACAUUGAUUUCCCAGAGGAGAUCAAGGGGGCUGACAUCACUUGCGACUGGGAGCGCUUUGGCGUUGAGCUGAUCGCGCGUUUGCCCAACGGCAGAUUAUAUGGUGUCCGCGUGAAGGAUGCAGAGGGCUGGGUCCUGGAGCACGAGCGGAAGAACGGCUGGGCGCAUGAGAUUGAGCCGGAGAAGUGCAAGUAUCGUGUGUCUUCGAGCGCCCCUCGCGUCACACUCACCUUGGCAAAGAAGGACGAAAAAGAGAAGUGGUACGAGCUCCGGAAGAAAGACAUCAGGUCUACCUUCUGA